Molecule: messenger RNA, 180 nt
Organism: Clunio marinus
Lineage: Eukaryota; Metazoa; Arthropoda; Insecta; Diptera; Chironomidae
Source: the annotation of a GenBank genome assembly
AUGAAAAUAAAAACAAUUUUUACAACUCUUAAAAGCUCCCAGAACCAGAACGAACCAAAAAAUGUAAGAAGAAAGGAAACCAGAUGCAGGAAUGUUUCAACACUUCAGGGCAAAGAUGUCAUUGUUUCAAAAGAUUUACAUUGUCAUAGAUUGGAAGGUGGUGAAUCUACUGACAGCUAA